CGGACAUGGUCGAAGGAGACCCCCUGUUGCACGUGUCUAACGUGCGUAACCGGCUGAGGGAGAUCGUGGGCGCGUCCACUAACUGGAGGUCGUGGGUCUGAGGACCAGAACAACGAAGACGCUUCACACACUCUGCACACACGUCGGCUAGAGUCCGCCGCUCUGACCCGGGGAACGUUCCCGAGGCUUUACGGCGUUCGUGUUCUACGGUUUUCUCAACAACGCUUCGAGGACGAGCUUCUACGAUUUUAGAUGGAACAAAAAUAAUUUCACAUAAAUUAGGAAAGAUAAACCGAAAAUAGAAAAAUGAAGAAGAAGAACUGGAAGAAAGAAGAUGAAGGAGAAGAAGAAGAACAAAAAAGAGGAAGAGAAGAAGAAGGAAGGAUGAGAAGAAGAACUAGAAGAAGUAAAAGGAGGAGAAGGAGAAGAAGACAAAGUAGAAGAAGAAGUAAAAGGACAAAGAAGAAGGACUCGAGGAGGAACUUAUUAGAUUUUAGGAGGUUGAAGUCAAUAAUUCUUCAUCUUAAUUGUGACAGUUUCUCCUCCAUGAGAUGUGAAGGAGGACAGUUGCCUCUGUGUUUUGGUGCAUGGCGAUAAACACAGUGAUGGAGAGAAUAAACCAAAAAUACAAAGAUGUCCGCCGAGGCUCGAGGCCCCCAAUGUUCACUAAUUAAUGACGACCACCAGCAGGCCAUGGCGGAGCGCGUGUCGCUGUCGUCCAUGUUGGCGAAGUCUCAAAGCGACCUGCCGCCCAAGACCAUGAAGGACAGCUACCUGGAGGUGCACCUGCCCCUGGGCUCCGAGCCACAGCUCCGGGAGAAAUACCUGACCUUCCACAACACCGUCAGGUUUGGAAGGAUCCUGGAGGACUUGGACAGUUUAGCAGUCCUCAUCUCCUACUCUCACACCUAUAACCGGGCGCUGAAGAGGUCCCCGCUGUCCAUCGUCACCGCCCUGGUGGAUAAGAUCGACAUGCGGCAUCACACCAUCUAUCCCGACUGCGACAUCAAGUUCACUGGUCAUGUGACGUGGGUGGGGAAGACCUCCAUCGAGGCCAAGAUGCACAUGUCACAGUUCCACAACGGGGCGUACUCUCCGGUUCUGGACGCAACGUUCGUCAUGGUGGCCCGGGACCCCGAGAACAAGAGGGCGGCGUUUGUGAAUCCUCUGAAGCCAGAAGGUCCGGAGGAGCAGAAGCUCUUCCAGGAAGGAGAAGCCAAUAAAAUCCGCCGCGUGGACCUGAGCACGGCGUCGCUGCUGAAGGCGGCGCCCACGGACGAGGAGAGGAAGGUGGUGCACGGCCUGUUCCUCGACACGCUGGACAACAAGACGGUGAGUUUCCGCAGCAGAGUUCUGCCUCCCAACUCUGUGUGGAUGGAAGACGCCAAACUGAAAGGGCUGGAGAUCUGCCACCCGCAGGAGAGGAACAUCUUCAACAGGAUAUUUGGAGGUUUCCUGAUGAGGAAAGCCUACGAGUUGGGCUGGGCCAACGCCUGCUCCUACGGAGGGGGUCGGCCCAUUCUGGUUGCCGUUGACGACAUCAUGUUCCAGAAACCCGUGGAGAUCGGCUCCCUGCUGCUGCUGUCGUCUCAGGUGUGCUACACACAGGGGAGGCACAUCCAGGUGAGGGUUCACAGCGAGGUGUUCGACCCGUUGACCCGACAGCACAACACGACCAACGUGUUCCACUUCACCUUCCUGUCCGACAGCGACGCCCCCAACAUCAUCCCCAUGACCUAUGGAGAGUCGAUGCUUUAUCUGGACGGGAAGAGACACUUCCACCAGACGGUGGAGCAACCGGCAGCGGCGAAGAAUUAAUGCACUUCUAACUAUAUAAACAUCUCGUUCUUCUUUUUUACAUCAUGCCUUUGGUUACAUCAUCAGCUCUUUUCUCUCCUCUGGUGGUUUGACUUCUGCAACGCGGAGGAAACACGCUGCACCUUUUAUAUUCUUUGCUCUUUUUUUUACUUUUUCAUGUUCUGAUUGAGCAGCUUUAUUCUGAAGAGGCGGGCGGCCUUCAGUUGUGUAUUUACUCAAAUGCAAUAAAUGGAUUCUUAUUUAUAAGGACGUCA
Molecule: messenger RNA, 2072 nt
Organism: Pseudoliparis swirei
Lineage: Eukaryota; Metazoa; Chordata; Actinopteri; Perciformes; Liparidae
Gene: acot9.1
Product: acyl-CoA thioesterase 9, tandem duplicate 1
Exons: 16
Coding region: 634-1818 (394 amino acids)
Biological process (GO): acyl-CoA metabolic process
Cellular component (GO): mitochondrion
Molecular function (GO): fatty acyl-CoA hydrolase activity
Source: RefSeq, a predicted model, not a curated record